AUGCUGGGCAUGCCGUUCACCGGAAUGUCUGCCAAUGAAUGGAGAAAUCCGUCGAAGGUCGACGAUUUGUCCUGUUUGGUAUGUGGUGAUCCGAAUGCAAAGAGACACUAUGGCGCCAUGUCGUGUAAUGGAUGUAAAGGAUUUUUUCGACGCAGCAUCUGGGAAAAACGCGUCUAUCAUUGUGCAUUUGGUGGACGGUGCAUCAUCGAAACCAAAUACCGUAAUCGCUGCCGGCAGUGUAGACUCAAGAAGUGCGAAGCUGUGGGGAUGGAUAGAGAAGCGGUCAGAACAGAAAGAAAAAAGAAGACACCAGAUUUGGAUAACAAAACAAUCAAAAUGGAAAUCAAAGAAGAAAUAGACACAGACUCCGAUGACGACGCCAACCUUCCGAACAUCCAUUCAGACUACUCAACCAUGGGACACGAAGCCAGUCCAGAAGACAUCAAACCAGACCCUUUCACCCUUUUGUUUGCCGGUAGAUCGAAUUCCGAACGAAUCGCGGCGUUGAGAAUUGGGGAAGAAAAAGUGAUGAAUGCGUUCGAAGUCAGCUUCUAUGUUGCUCAUUACACAAUGGAUUGUGCUAUCGGUCCGGCGAUAGAGAAUCCAGCGAAUGUUUGUGAGAGGACAGAAGUACUAUUUCAUAAUUCAAAUCCUCCACUUAUCACAUUUGAUACUCUUCGGUUUAAUUGGUGUCGCACAUUUACGCUUACCAUUGACUGGUUCGCAACACUCCCAGAGUAUAAUAUGCUCGGAAACAUCGCGGAUAAAAAGUUACUGGUCACAAUGGCUCUAAUGCCUGUUGGAUGGCUUUGGUAUGCUUAUAUGGCGUAUGUGACAAAGACCGAGGGCAUUAAGUUCAUCGAUGGGAGUUGGUUCCCUAGUGAUGAGACACUUCAGCAGUCUGUUUGUUCCAAAUGCGUCGGAUACUAUGGAAAAAUCACAAAAGCAUUCAUGGCGGAUGUUGUGAGUCGAAUGAAGGAACUUCAAAUGGAUGAGACGGAAAUGUGUCUUUUGAAAGCAAUUAUCACCACAAAACCCAGUCAUUUAUACUCUCAAUUCGGACGAAUCGAGAUGACGAAAGGAUCCAUGAACUAUCGAAGUACACUUUGUGAAUAUAUUCGUGGCAAAUGUGGUGGUAGUUAUCCCGAUGCAGCAGUCAGAGUGGCCAAGCUUCUGCAGAUUAUUCCUAUUGUUGAUGUUCUCGGAAAGUUCGAAGACGAAAGUGCUAUUCUCGUCUCUCUGGAAGAAGCAUCUUUUGGUCCAGGUGGUGGCCUAGCAUACGACAUUCAUACAAAGGAGGCCACGAAAACGGAACGAAAAGAAAAAGAGAAUGCGUUCCAAGAGCAUAAUAAUGCACAACAUCACAUGUUCAAACAGCAAUGA
Molecule: messenger RNA, 1383 nt
Organism: Caenorhabditis briggsae
Lineage: Eukaryota; Metazoa; Nematoda; Chromadorea; Rhabditida; Rhabditidae
Gene: Cbr-nhr-100
Product: Protein CBR-NHR-100
Exons: 6
Coding region: 1-1383 (460 amino acids)
Biological process (GO): regulation of DNA-templated transcription
Molecular function (GO): zinc ion binding; sequence-specific DNA binding; DNA-binding transcription factor activity
Source: RefSeq, a predicted model, not a curated record